Morchella importuna is the source of this 843-nucleotide messenger RNA. RefSeq lists its product as uncharacterized. Bases 1 to 843 code for a protein of 280 amino acids. The transcript is spliced from 3 exons. Lineage: Eukaryota; Fungi; Ascomycota; Pezizomycetes; Pezizales; Morchellaceae. The record is from RefSeq and is a predicted model, not a curated record.
AUGCGCGCCCCCCCCGCUAAAUGGAUCUCCCCGGCAACCUACCUUCUUUCUCCUAAAGAAACGCCUCGUCGAAAGAAUCGCACGGCCAAUAGGCUCAUUAAUUCUUGCAAGAAGCUCACAAAAGAAUGGUUUGCACAUAAGAAAAUAAGCCCCGAAAAUAUUCCCAACGCAAGACCCAACCGAAAAUGUAAAGAAUAUCUCAAUUGCUUCGUACUUCUCCUUGUUUGGGAGAAAGAUAACAUCGUGGGAGCAUCGAAGGAGGCAGAAUCGCUGAAGAAAGAGCUCGAGGAGAGAUGGGGAUUCUGGGGCGACAUUUAUAGGAUUCCUUUUAUCGAAGAGAAAGGCCGACAGCAAGCGGUUGUGGAGAAAGCUGUGGAAUUGUUCAUCGAAAAUAGGGAUUCAAAAUCGAAUUUACUACUUGUGCAUUAUGGAGGUCAUGGAGGCAUGAACGAUUCAAAUGAGUAUGUCCUACAACAACACAAUGACGGCAGACCCCACGAAGUAAAGCUCAAGCCAAUUCGAGAGCGUCUCAGAGAAUGCGAAGCUGAUGUUGGAAUGGUUCUCGAUGCCUGUUAUUCGGAGGCUGGUGUGUUUCGAAGUUUUGAACCGCACACGGUGGAAAUACUGGCAGCGUGUUCAGCGGAGUGCAAAACCGCAGGCGUAUCACCAGAGUCCUUCACCAACGGGAUCCUCAGAGUACUGCGCCACCAAAACGAGGCUUUAAACAUUUAUGAACUAUCGGAGGAGCUUCAGAGAUUGGCCUACCCUACGUUGGGAACCCAGCCAAAACAUCAUCUACUUAAGCUGAUCUUUUUUCUUGUUAAGGCCGUUAUGGACCGAUAA